This is a messenger RNA of Canariomyces notabilis, 462 nucleotides long. RefSeq lists its product as uncharacterized. The record is from RefSeq and is a predicted model, not a curated record. NCBI's taxonomy places the organism in Eukaryota, Fungi, Ascomycota, Sordariomycetes, Sordariales, Chaetomiaceae. The annotation marks the transcript as partial. The transcript has a single exon.
UUCACGCCGGAUCCGAUUUGGACCUUUUGCCAAACUGAUGACAACAUUGUGUGCCCAAUCUGCAUGGAAUCCAAGCUCACUCUUCCACCGGAUGAUGUCUUUGAGACUUACAGCCCGCCGGAUACAGUUCCGUGUCUUCUUCCCUGCGGACACGUCUUCGGCCACCGCUGUCUCAAACGGUGGCUGCGAAACAACAACGAGUGUCCGGCUUGCCGCUUGGACUUGCAGUGCGUCUUUUGCCCGCAUAGCAUCAAGCCCCGCAUGCUGACCGGCAUCUCCAUCUGGUAUCUUCCCAAGACAAUCCCCGAGGGUGGUACCUUUCCAAGAAUGUGUUCUGCUUGUCAGCGGCGGAAGCACCUCCAGCAGUGGUCAGCCCUUUGCGCUAACCUGUGGACUAAGUAUGCCGAAUCCAGACUACGAUACGAACUGUCAGGAGCCGAGAACGAUAGGGUGGCUAUGGAG